This is a messenger RNA of Drosophila bipectinata, 551 nucleotides long. RefSeq names its product Regulator of cullins 1b (gene Roc1b). Gene Ontology annotation, molecular function: ubiquitin protein ligase activity; zinc ion binding; cullin family protein binding. The record is from RefSeq and is a predicted model, not a curated record. NCBI's taxonomy places the organism in Eukaryota, Metazoa, Arthropoda, Insecta, Diptera, Drosophilidae. Gene Ontology annotation, biological process: protein ubiquitination; ubiquitin-dependent protein catabolic process. Gene Ontology annotation, cellular component: cullin-RING ubiquitin ligase complex; nucleus.
AACGUCAAAAUUAAAAAACAGCUCAGUUCAAAUUCGUCGUCUAACGGGAUACUAUUUUGUGAAAUAAAAAAAAAAUUUGAAAAAUUAAAAAAGUGUCUGCGAUGGCCGAGGAGGUAGAAGUGGAGGAGACUGAGGACUUCCAUGACCUGGACGAGUUCAAUGACGACGAGGCAGCCGCCAGUCUUGUCAGAGAGGAACGAUUCACAGUCAAGAAGUGGGUGGCCCAUGCAUUGUGGUCAUGGGAUGUCGCUGUCGAUAAUUGCGCCAUUUGCCGGAAUCAUAUUAUGAACCUGUGCAUCGAGUGCCAGGCGGAUCCGAAUGCCAACAAGGAUGAGUGCACAGUGGCAUGGGGCGAGUGCAACCAUGCCUUCCACUACCAUUGUAUCGCCCGUUGGCUGAAAACUCGUCUCGUCUGCCCGCUGGAUAAUAAGGAGUGGGUGUACCAGAAGUACGGCCACUAGGCAAGGACUCUUCUUGGAUCUAAUCUGCCUACAGUACAUUUGGAAUAACAUGUUAUAUUUUGAAUAUAGUCUAAAUUAUAAGUUACAAGA